Lathyrus sativus (Indian pea) is the source of this 4245-nucleotide messenger RNA. The record is from the annotation of a GenBank genome assembly. NCBI's taxonomy places the organism in Eukaryota, Viridiplantae, Streptophyta, Magnoliopsida, Fabales, Fabaceae.
AUGACUUCAAGCAUGUUGAAUGGGGAACGAAGGUGGGCCUCUUCCACCAGAAGGGGUGGUAUGACCGUGUUAGGGAAAGUUGCUGUUCCAAAACCUAUAAAUUUACCCAGUCAGAGGUUAGAAAAUCAUGGCCUAGACCCAGAUGUGGAGAUUGUACCCAAGGGUUCCCUCAGUUGGGGCAGUAAAUCACCAUCUUCUGCAUUAAAUGCAUGGAGUUCUUCUCUAUCUCCAAAUACCAGUUGUGGUACUAGUUCACCCAGUCAACUGAGUGCCCGUCCAUCAUCCGGUGGAAGUGGAACCCGGCCUUCAACUUCUGGUAGUGAUAGGGCUUCUGAACUAACUACUAGAGCAUGGAGGUCAAACUCCCGGCCUUCAUCAUCAUCUGGGGUACCGACGUCAAGUCAGACUUCUCAGACAUCAUUACGUCCUCGUAGUGCUGAAACAAGACCUGGUAGUUCAGAAUUAUCUCGAUUUGCUGAACACACGACUGAAAAUUCAGUGGCUUGGAAUGUUGCUAGAACUACAGAGAAAUUGGGAAUUAAACAAUGCAAGAAUGAAAAUUUUUCUUUGAGCUCUGGAGAUUUUCCUACUCUUGGUUCUGAAAAGGACAACUCUGUACCUGAUUUUGAGUCCCAAGAUCACAGUUCUCAUAUUCGGCCUGACUCUUCUGCUGGACUUGGGAAAGAGAAAAAUGAGACCUCAACUGUUGAUGAUGUUCCUGUUCAUGAAACUACGAAGGGUGAAACUGAAAAUUCUUGGAGAAGAGCCGAUCAGGCUUUCAAUGAGGAUGGUAUAAGGCCUGUAAUAGAGAAAUGGAAUGGGAAUCUCCAUCCCUAUCCUAAUGCUGGUAUUCUUCCUCAGCACUUUGAUGUUUGGCGUGGUGCUCCAGUAAAUAACCAUCAACGUGAUGUUUGGUUCAGAGGCCCACCUAAUGGUCCUCCUUUUGCAACCCCUGUUGCUCCAGGUGGCUUUCCAAUUGAACCAUUUCCAUUUUAUCAUCCACAAUUUCCACUUACUGGUUUUGCGAAUCCAUCUCAAGUUCCUCCUCCUGGAAGUGGUCCAAGAGGGCAGCCUAAUAAUGGGGAUGUCUACAGGCCUCAUAUGCCUGAUGCUUACAUUCCUCCAGGCAUGCCAUUGAGACCUGGUUUUUUUCCUGGCCCAAUGACCUAUGAAGCCUACUAUGGUCCUCCAAUGGGCUAUUGUAAUUCCAACGAACGAGAUGUCCCUUUCAUGGGAAUGGCAACUGGAGCUUCUGUUUAUAAUAGGAAUGCAAGUCAUAACCUACCCGAGCCUGGCAUUUCACAUGGUAGAUCUGGUGGACAUGGUCCUGUAGUAAAACUAUUAGCAUCAGAGCAGGUAGAAUCCAGUCAUACUCCUGAUACCAGACCAUACAGAGUUCUUCUUAAGCAACACAAUGAGUUGGAUGGAAAAAAUGAACCAACAAACUGGGAGGACUCGUUAACAACGAAUGCAUCACAUGCCAAUGAGAGGGACCAAUCAAGAUUGCCUGUCCAGGAGAAUGAUCACAGAGGGAACAUGGAGAUGGAUUUAAGGAGGACAAGUGCUCAUAGCAAAGAAGCUUCUUCUCAAGCAUCGGGAAAUCAAGGAUCUAUUUCUGUAAAAAAUACCAAGUCAGUUGAAAGUGCUGGAAGCUUUGAUAAUAUUUCGAAAAGGAAAAUGGAUGUUGUCAGUUCUAAUAAACUAGGAAUUGCCUCAAGACUGUCUGCCCCUAAAGAUUCUACUCUAAUUCGAAAGAUAGAGGGUUUAAAUGCAAAAGCCAGGGAUAUUUCAUCCACUAAAAGUAAAGAUGAUAGGAUGAAUAAGUUUCACACUGGUAGCCAAGUGGAUAAUGAAACAAGUGCUGGUGUUGUAUCUCGUGAGACAACCCUUGCCACUGAAGUAAAAAAUUCAACAGUUCGUGGAGUGGGUGCUUUUGGAGGCGAAAAGAAUUUGAAGUCAUCAUCUUUCAGUGAAACACCUACAUCCAGGCAAAUUUCUCAUGGCAUGCAAGGCAGAUGCAACGAUCGUAAGGGGAAGCUCGAUACUCAAGAUGUUGAUGGUUGGGAAAAGAAAUUUGGGGUCAUAGAUUCUUCACCAUCAUCAGGUACGCAUUUGGAAGCAUCUAGCAUUCUUGUAGGUGAGCAUCAAAUAUCUGUUGAUGCCUAUGAAAGGUCUGGGUUGUAUAGCCAAGUAAGGCGUGAAGGAGUACCUGUGCAAACCUUAUCUGAUUCAGCCAAUAGCUGUGAACAGCGUGCUAUAACAAAAGAGUUAUCUAAGCAGCAGACUAAGCAACUGCAGGUGGAAGAGGAGGACCGUACUAAAAAGCAAAGGGCUAAAUCUCUAGUGAAGUUAGAGGAGGUAAACAGGCGCACAGAAGCAGUGGAAGGAUCAAUGCAGAAAGCGUGUGCUGCUAAUUCUCCACUACAGAAUAUGCAAAAAGAGUUUCAACUUUCCGAGUCUCCAACAGUAUUGGGCAAAUCCGGGAAUGUCAAUUCUUCUGUAAUUCCUAAUGAUAAUGGAAACCAGAAAAAGAAGAAUAACAGGAAUAAGAAAAACAAACAGAAAGUUAAAGACAUUUCAUUCUUGCCUGCAUUAUCAACUGCAAUAUUGAAGGAUGCCGGUUUUUCUACUAGCUCUGUUGAAAAUAAACCCAGGGAAGACAUCGAGGUAGAUCAGGGAUCACUUCAGUCGUCAUCUUUGUACAAAGAUCCAAACCAGUAUUCAGAGCAAAAAUAUUCAGAAUUUGAAGAAUCCCAUGGUAAAAUAAAUAACCUGUUGAAAUCACAGCAUUCUCGAAGGAUGCCAAGAAACAUGCAGGCUAAUAAUAGAUUAACAGAGAAAUCCCAUGGGAGUGAUGCUUUGAUGUGGGCACCUGUUAAACCCCCGAACAAGGGCAUCUUGGAUGAAUCAAGUGAGAAAAGUAAAAUUGAGGCAAUUGUUCCUGCAAAGAGUGAUCAGCAGGUGCAUAAUUUAAGAAAUAAGAGGGCUGAAAUGGAGAGAUAUGUUCCAAAACCUGUUACAAAAGAAAUGGCUCAGCAAGGAAGUUCACAACAAAUGGUAUCCUCAAUCAGUCAGGUUCCUAAGGAUGAAUGUGUUGAAGGAGUUGAUUAUGGUUCUCAUGGUCCCCAGAUAACUCAGAAUACUAUUUCAGGUGCUGGAGUAGUGGGUUCUGUCCCGGAGUCUAAAUUUGGAGAUAGCAGGCCGACUAGGGGUUGGAAGGGAAAAUCGCAUGGAUCAUGGCGGCAAAGGAAUUCAACAGAAUCAAAAGAUGUGCACGACAUGCUAGAUGGAGUGAACCACGGUUCAAGCUCCUAUCAAAAUAUUCAGAUACCGAUGGAGCGUAAGAAAGUGCAGAUGUCUGAAACAAGAGGGCAAUGGAAGCAUGUUAGUGACACUAGCAAACCUGAUGCCUCAAACAAACCAGAGAAUCAUGAUUUAGUUGUUUCAGUUUCUGUUCCUAUUAUCGAAGAUCAUAAAGGAACGGUCAGGGAAAGGCAGGUACGUUUUAGGCGACAGAAGGGCACGGGUUUGAGCCAUGAUGUUGAUCAGAAGAAAAGGGCUGGGGAGACAGGGAAAACUGAAACCAUGAUACCAUCUGCUGUGCAUAAUCAACCAGAUAUGAAUGCUGUUCUGAAGGAAUAUCAAAGUAUUGAAGAACGUGGGUCAUCACACUGGCAACCCAAAUUUCAGGCAUCAAAUAAUCAGAGAGGAGAUAGACCCAAGAAAAAGGAGUUUACUCAUGGUGGUUCAUUUCCAGGUGGUAUAGACAAGGAUUUUGCGGCACACCCUCCCAGCCAAUCAGUUUUUGAGAAGAGCCAGGGUAGAGAAGCUCCAAAUUUUAGGAAUAUGGAGGUUAAAAGGGAGAGUAGAAAUGCUCCACCAGAAAGACAUCCCCACUCCUUAAAUCAGGUAGCUGUUAGCUCAAGUGAGCAGGCUCCAACAAGUAUGGCUCCCAGGAAUCAGCAUCAAUCAUCAUCUGGGGUUCGCCGAAAUGGAAGUCAAAGCCAUUUUGGGAAGGGGCGUGAAUUUAAGGAAGAUUGGAAAUCACAUGCGCAAGAUAACAGAUAUCAUCAAAACCGGGAAACACAAGGCCCUCCAAACUUUCAUCACGAGUACCACUCUUUAGGACCACAGGGAGACAGCAAAUCAGACAACUCUGGACGACCUAAAGAUGGUUACUGUCAUGCCAGGGGAAGAUUUAGGGAGAGGGGUCAAACUCACUCAAGACGAGGUGGUGGAAACUAG